AUGGAGCAAGUUGACGACGGAUUGAACGACUCUGGCAACUGGCCUGCAAGGAAGAGGCUUCGGACUUCGCAUGCGGUAUGCCAUCCUUGUGCCACGUGUGCCGCUGCGAAUCAAGACUGCGCAUAUGGGUCUGAGGCCAACUCGAGAAGCAAGACCGAUGUAAUCCUGGAGAGCGUUCUUCGAGUGGAGAGAUCCCUCCACGAGCUCAAGUCUAAUAUCUCGUCGAUCAGUCCUCAAGUUGCCAGUCAGCCCCAGUCUCAAGCUUCGCCGCAUGAUCGUCGCACCAAUUCUUUCUGUGGCUCAACACCAGAUGCAAGCUUGAGACGGAGGAGCUUUGCCAUCCAUACGCCUACAAGUCAGGACUACCGUGAGGAUGGCAACAACUUUGAGAACGCCGUCUUGGAUUCGAUGCACACUUCUACAACAGAGUCUGUCCUGCAAUGGCCACACUUUGACGUCUUUCCACAACUACGGAGCGACGGAAUGUCGAUAUUCCACCUUGAGCAGUCUCGCACUCCGUGGGUGGUGACAUCGAACCCGAUAUAUCCAUAUGUUGAUGCCGAUGCUAUCGACUCAAUGCUCGACUCAUUCGAGCACAAUGUGAACUUUUGGUAUCCUACAAUGUCACAGAGUCAGCUGCAGGCGAUAAGAUCGACAAUGGAGAAUGGGGUGCCAGCCGAGGACACCGUCCACUGCUGUCUCUGCUUGCUGACGCUAGCGUUGGGAUGUGCAAGCCAGUCCGUCGCUGGCCUACGAUUUGUUACCGAGUCUGAAGAUGCAGAGAAAGAAAGGAGACUUCGAAAGCGGAAGAUGGGCGACGUAUACUUUCAACUAGCUUUGAAGAAGAUACACGUCGCCCAUCUUCAGGUUGACUCGGAGACGACGCAAUGUCUAUUCUUUGCUGCUCUCUACUUUGCCUCGCUCGUUCGGCCUCUUCAAGCUUGGGAGUAUCUGAGCGCCACGGCAACGAGAUGCAUGCUUCUCUUGUCAUAUCCCUCAGAUAAACCAGACGUUGAGAAUGAAGAGCGGAUUAGAAGAAUAUUCUGGUCUUGUUAUAUCCUUGAAAGCGACUAUAUGGCCGAGUUAUCAGCUUGCCCACCUUCUGGAAUUGCCAGGGUCGAAUCUUCUGUCCAGCUUCCCAGUGUCUACCACACACACACCUCAGACAAAGAAGAAGAGGAAUCGUCGCUCUAUUUUCUCGCUUGUAUCAGCAUGAGGCGUCUGCUCAACCGAGUACAUCAGCUAUUGUACGCACGAGACUCGGGUGCCGCAUUCGACCAAUCUCGAUUUCCAAGGAUUGUAGCGGAGCUCCAACGUCAACUAGACGAUUGGCGCGACGUAUUACCAGCAUCCUUUUACUUCAGCAUCGAUACGGAGGAGACUGCCACUGAAGCUGGGGGGUUUCUUCGACAGCGUUACUUGACAUGCAGAGGAGUCAUCUACCGACCGUAUUUGAUGUGGAUGCUGAGUGAUAGCCACGUGGGUGCGAAUGACAGUGGUCUCGCUAUCCCGGAGGCUUUGUCCAAUUCUAAGGCGUGUUUGGAUGCCUGCUUGCUACAUGCACUCAACCUGCGAGGCUUUUCACAGACAGUCAUGAUUGACACCUGGAUAUGUUCACUGUCUAUGUCGGGUGCAAUGCUCAUACUUCUCGCUGCUUGUCAGGUGCCUGCUUUGAAGGAUCUCAUCAGCCAUCGCGUCACUCGUGUGGGCGAUCAUCUCCAGCAGCUGUUCCACCACUGGCGUAGCAUUUUUUUCGGAGCAGAUUCGCCGAGCGUUGAGCGAAGUUUAGGGCUGAUUGAGAAAGCGGAUGGGUAUAUCAAGGAAUCAUGUUAA
Fusarium vanettenii 77-13-4 is the source of this 1833-nucleotide messenger RNA. RefSeq lists its product as uncharacterized. The record is from RefSeq and is a predicted model, not a curated record. Lineage: Eukaryota; Fungi; Ascomycota; Sordariomycetes; Hypocreales; Nectriaceae. Gene Ontology annotation, molecular function: DNA binding; zinc ion binding. The transcript is spliced from 7 exons. Gene Ontology annotation, biological process: DNA-templated transcription. The coding region runs from base 1 to 1833 and encodes 610 amino acids.